AUGACUUCGACAUCUUCCGGGAUUCUCGAUGUCACUCUCGUCUCCGCCCAAGACCUACACUCGGUCUCCAAACACAUGAAGACCUACGCCGUCGUUUGGCUCCAACACGACGAAAGCAACAGGCAGGCCACGAAUGUAGACCAGACCGGCGGAAAAAACCCGGCAUGGAACCACAAGUUCACGUUCCUAGCCGAUGAAAAGUUCCUUAACUCCGAUGACGCCGCCAUUUCCGUCGAGGUUUGCGCGGCUGGAUGGGAUAAAGACGCUACGAUAGCAUACGUUAACGUCCCCUUGAAUGAUAUCCUCGAGUUACCGGCCACGGUGGCCUAUACCACCGGUACCGUUGCAGUUCAAUUGCGCCGUCCCAAGGGGAAGACGAAAGGGAUCCUCAACAUGGAAGUUUGCCUCAAGUUAAUACCGGAAGGCCAUAGCGGCAGCAUGGUGAACGGGGGCUCGCUUUGCAACUCCGACAUAGGACCGUCUGCGUCAGUCGUGGCGGCGGCGAUCGCGAACGGGUUGUAUAACCCACAAGCUGAUAAUCAAAUUGAAGAAGCAACGGAAAUAAAAGAAUGGACCAAGAAAGAGAAAGAAAAAGAAGAGGCAGAGAGGCGGGCGAUGAAAUGUCCAGCUGGGUCGAUCAUCGGCGCUUCGGACCAGAACAUGAAACCGAAGGGGAAGAAGGGUGAAGGUAAUAAGAAGUUGAUUAAGAUUUUGGGAUGUGAGAUUUCGAUCACUUACGCCGGCGGCGGCGGUGGUGAUAAGAAGAAAAAUAAGAAGAAGCAUGGAGGUGGUAGUAAUCUAAGUUUGUAA
Messenger RNA from Hibiscus syriacus, 810 nucleotides. Its product is annotated as BON1-associated protein 2-like. The record is from RefSeq and is a predicted model, not a curated record. Gene Ontology annotation, biological process: defense response. Lineage: Eukaryota; Viridiplantae; Streptophyta; Magnoliopsida; Malvales; Malvaceae. The transcript has a single exon. The coding region runs from base 1 to 810 and encodes 269 amino acids.